AAUGAAGGUUAUAAAACUAACAUUAAGUAGGUAAUGUAAUUAGAAUUACUCACUACAAACAACAACAUCUGUGGUUAGUUCUUAACGAUCUACAGUAAAAGCCUCUACCUUUAAAUGCCACUUCACUUAUCAAUAUCGAUUUUGAUAAAAAAUUAAAUUAAAAUAAAGUAUUGCUGUUCUUAAUCGAGCAUUUGUUUAAUUCCUUGUUUGGAAUUAUCUAAAAUAAAUAUGUAAGUAGGUACGUAUAAGUGUACAAAAUCGAUAGUGCUCUAAUUUGAAACUCCUACUUGUUCUAUAAGUUGCAAGGUGUAAAGUUUGUGUUAGUACUGCUGGUGAAAGUUUUAAAGUGCAACAGAAUGUCCUUUGCAGCUCAGGGCACAUCUCGUACAAAUACCAUCAGUGGUGAAGGAAUAGAUAUUUUGAAAUCAUUGGACGUUAACAAGUAUGCCACAAAAAAGACCAUAGCACAAGGCCUUUUGGACGUAGCCCUUUUAACGGCAAACGCAUCGCAAUUGAAAUACGUCCUUCAAGUUGGUGAGAAGCAUGAAUUUUACACUCUGAUGCUUAGCCUCAUCACGAUUUCCAUUGUGCUACAGGUGGCUCAAGCAUGCCUGUGUGUCAUUCUGGGAACCUAUCUCAACAUCAACAAAGAAGGAGACCAUCCUAAUGCCAGUAAAGCUAACAACCUCGUUCUAUGUGUGAACAUCAUCAUUAUGGCCGUCAACAUUUUGAUAAGUUCAUUUGAAAUGAAAGAAUCCCAGGAUAUUGUCACUGGUACGACGUCAAAAGGACCUUCCUAGUUAGAAAGUCCAACCAAAUUCCACAUAAGUAUCUAUCUACCUAGAUGGAUUUUUACUAAAUUAUUUAUUAACUUUCUAAUUAAUUUCCUCAAGUACCUAUUUUUUGGGAGUGAUAAAUUAAACAAAAGUUAAUUUUAUACUGAUAGAAUAUAUAAAUAUAAUAAAAUAUUCCAAAGAUUUAUAAGAGAAACAAAAAUUAUAUGGAAUGUAUUAUUUUCUGUGCAUUCUUUAACGUAAUAUACUUAGACAGAUUAAUUUUUAUUUAUAAUUACAAUAUUUAAGAAAUUGUUUAUAUGUCCUCAUCUGAAAUAUACUUAUAUAUUUCGUUGCUUAUUAAGAGAACAUUAUUUUAAGAAAACAAU
Anoplophora glabripennis (Asian longhorned beetle) is the source of this 1162-nucleotide messenger RNA. Its product is annotated as ninjurin-2. NCBI's taxonomy places the organism in Eukaryota, Metazoa, Arthropoda, Insecta, Coleoptera, Cerambycidae. The record is from RefSeq and is a predicted model, not a curated record. Gene Ontology annotation, biological process: tissue regeneration; cell adhesion. Gene Ontology annotation, cellular component: membrane. The transcript is spliced from 3 exons. The coding region runs from base 357 to 800 and encodes 147 amino acids.